UUCACUGUAUUCACUUGCUCGAUAUUUCCAACUGCAAAUGAAUUGCAAUCUCUAUUCAGAUCUCUGUUAUCAAUUCAUUCUAGGGCUUUCUUUCCCGCGCUACACAGAUACCGAUUCCUAAUCUAUUUUUUAUGUUUUAUUUGCCGAUUUCUGAAUUGAUUAAGAUCCGCGGGCGACGGAAUUUGGGCUGUCUUCCUGGUUGAUGGUUCAACAAAGAUCUGGUGGUUGCGAGUUGUAUAUUUUUUGAGGAAAUAGAGAUGGAUUUGGAUUUUAAUGGAGAUAUCACGUGCCUCGAUGCUGAACUAUUGCAAAUUCAGGAUGUGUCGCCGUUGGCAAUUAAAACCAAUCCCUAUGUUGCCGAAAAGCUCUUUGAUCAGUGGCUUUCGCUUCCUGAAACAAAUUCCUUGGUAAAAUCGUUGCUUAAUAAUAAGGGAGGUGGCCCAUUGAAUGCUUCUGGAACAGCAAGCACAAAUACUGCAGCUAGCAAUACAUUGCCUUCUAUGUUUCCUUCAGGUAGUACACCACCACUCUCACCAAGGAGUUCAGGCUCUCCUCGAAUCAUCAAGAGGGCAGGUCCUUCUGCCUUAGGCUUGAAAUCGGUGAAUGAGCCUGUGAAAGAGCUUAUACCUCAGUUUUACUUCCAAAAUGGCCGGCCACCACCUAAUGAAAUGAAAGAGCGGUGCUUGUUUAGAAUCAACCAAUUUUUUUAUGGUCAUGUGGAUGGACUGCAAAUACAUGAAUUUAAACCAGUGACGAAGGAAAUUUGCAAGCUCCCGUCUUUCUUUUCUUCUGUACUGUUUAAAAAGAUUGAUACUGAGGGUGCUGGAAUUGUGACCAGAGAUGCAUUUGUUGAUUAUUGGAUUAAUAGAAUGUUAACCAAGGAUCUGGCAACACAGUUAUUUACAAUCUUGAAGCAGCCAGAGAACAGGCACUUGGUCCAGGAUGACUUUAAACCUGUUCUUCGAGAACUUUUAACCACUCAUCCUGGGUUGGAAUUCCUACAGGGUACGCCUGAAUUUCAAGAAAGAUAUGCUGAAACUGUAAUAUACAGAAUAUUUUACUAUGUGAAUAGAGCGGGUAAUAGUCGUCUUACACUAAAAGAGCUGAGACGCUCAAACUUGAUUGCCGCAAUGCAGCAUGCAGAUGAAGAAGAGGAUAUCAAUAAAGUCUUGAGGUACUUCUCAUAUGAGCAUUUUUAUGUGAUAUACUGCAAGUUCUGGGAACUGGACUCGGAUCAUGAUUUUUUGAUCGACAAAGAAAACCUCAUCAGAUAUGGUAACCAUGCACUUACCUACAGGAUUGUUGAUAGAAUAUUUUCCCAGGUUCCGAGAAAGUUCACCAGUAAGGUUGAAGGAAAGAUGGGAUAUGAAGAUUUCGUCUACUUCAUAUUGUCAGAGGAGGAUAAAUCAUCUGACCUUAGUCUUGAGUAUUGGUUCAAGUGCAUAGAUUUGGAUGGUAAUGAAAUUAUAACGAGGAAUGAAAUGCAAUUCUUUUACGAGGAGCAGUUGCAUAGAAUGGAAUGCAUGGCCCAAGAGCCUGUGCUUUUCGAAGAUAUAUUGUGUCAAAUUGUGGACAUGGUUCAUCCAGAGGAUGAGAGCUAUUUUACACUGCGAGAUAUAAAAGGAAGCAGACUUUCUGGCAGUGUUUUCAAUAUCCUGUUUAACCUUAAUAAGUUUAUGGCUUUCGAGUCUCGUGAUCCUUUUCUAAUUCGGCAGGAGCGCGAGAACCCUAAUUUGACUGAGUGGGAUCGAUUUGCUCACCGGGAAUACAUUAGGCUCUCAAUGGAGGAAGAUGCAGAAGAUGCCUCUAAUGGAAGUGAUAAUAAUUGGGAUGAACCACUCGAGGCUCCUUUUUGACUUCUGUUUGGAUUUGUCCUCAGAAGGGUUAUGCAUAACUUCCUUGGCAUUACUAAUUAUGUAAGGUUUGCAUAUUAUCAGGAGCCGAGCCAACUAUAAGUUCCUCGUAUAUAGCUGGCUACGGAGCAUUAUAAACUAUAUAGAGAGGGAUUUAGCCAUCCUGCUCACUCUCACUCGCCCCGCUGUUACAUUUUGGAGACUUGUUUUAGAAAUUUUGAGCUCUCGCCUUCCGGUAGAAAUGUUGCCGUGUUGCACAGGGAAAGGCUCGGUCAGCUUGCGCGGUUGUUGAUUUGAUGCCAACGAGGAGUAUAUAGAUUAUGUUAGUCCAGAGUCUUUUUUAGCACUUGGUUCUUGUGAGUUGUAAGAAUAAUUUUUAGUACUAAUUAUUUCAUUACUAGUUUUUGCUUGUUUUUCUUUUUCUUGAUUUCCUCGUCUCUGUAGUUUGUUGUUCCCCCUUUUUUAGAAUCCAUUUCCCUUGUGUUGGAGAUUGAAUUUUGAUGAUAUUGUUUUUUAUAUCAA
Molecule: messenger RNA, 2375 nt
Organism: Salvia hispanica
Lineage: Eukaryota; Viridiplantae; Streptophyta; Magnoliopsida; Lamiales; Lamiaceae
Source: RefSeq, a predicted model, not a curated record